CAGGAAUAUGAUGACCAUGUUUUGGUGAGUGAUGUUGUGAUUGUAAACCAAGAUGGAAGUGGGAAUUUUAGUACUAUAAAUGAAGCUGUGGCUAUUGCUCCAAAUAUCACUAAUGGUACCACUGGCUAUUUUCUCAUAUAUAUUACUGCUGGUGUGUAUGAGGAAUAUGUCUCAAUUGCCAAAAAGAAGAAGUAUUUGAUGAUGAUUGGUGAUGGUAUCAACCAAACCAUUAUCACAGGCAACCAUAGCUACAAUGUUGAUGGAUAUACAACAUUUAAUUCUUCUACUUUUGCUGUGGUUGGUCAAGGAUUUGUUGCAGUUAACAUCACAUUCAAAAACACAGCUGGACCAAUAAAACAUCAAGCAGUUGCAGUCCGAAAUGGUGCAGAUUUAUCCACAUUCUACAGUUGCAGUUUCCAUGGGUACCAAGACACAUUAUAUGUACACUCACUCAGACAAUUUUACAGAGAAUGUGACAUUUAUGGCACAGUCGAUUUCAUAUUUGGAAAUGCUGCUGCAAUUUUCCAAAACUGCAACAUAUACCCGAAACUCCCGCUAAAAAAACAGUUUAAUGCAAUCACAGCACAGGGCAGAUCAGAUCCGAAUCAAAACACAGGGAUUUCGAUCCAAAAUUGCACAGUAAAACCAGCAGAUGACUUAAAAUUCAGCAACGGUAGCACGCAAACGUACCUUGGUAGGCCUUGGAAGGCGUACUCGAGGACUAUUUACGCACAAACUUUCAUCGAUGGAUUUGUGAAUCUGUUAGGGUGGAGAGAAUGGUCAGGGGAUUUUGCACUUAAUACGAGUUAUUAUGCAGAGUUUAAUAAUACAGGGCCGGGUUCUAUUACGAUUGGCAGAGUCAUUUGGCCUGGUUUUCAUGUUAUUGAUGCUGCUGAUGCUGCAAAUUUCACAGUUUCUGAGUUCUUACUUGGAGAUGAUUGGUUGCCACGAACUGGAGUGCCAUAUUUUAGUGGUUUAGUAUAAGAGUUUAAGUUAUAUACAUCGUCAGUGUAACAAUUGUUUUACAAUAUCAAGUCACUCAAAGAAGGAUAUAUAUUUACAUGUAAAUGUGGGAUUUAUAAUCUUGAAAAUAAGAAGUAUUACCCGCUUCAACAAGUUCGUUAUCAUGAAAAUACGAUGGAGUACCAGCUACUUCAGGUUCGUAAUAUUAAAAAUACGAUUACAUGCUACAACAGUUUUGUAAUCUUGAAGUAAGACCGAUUACUUGCUACAAAGGUUUAUAAUCUUAAAAAUAAGACGAAUUAAUGCUUUACAAUUUGGGAAUAGAUUCAAACUUAUAAUUACAAAAAUAGUAAAUAUAGUGAUAUUUCACAUAUAUUAGAAUACAAAAAAAGUUGCCUUUAUUCCAAACGCAUAAAAAAAAGACUUGAAAAAGAAUAAGGGAACAAAGCACCUAUGAUAAAAAUAGCUAGAGACAUAUCAGCACUUUUAGAAAAAGUCAUAUAUGUAGUCAUUAAUUUCUUCUGGUUUUUGAUGGCUUAAACCUUUGAGAUUCUUAGCCUGAAAGCAUUGUAUUUUUUAAAUUAUGGA
This is a messenger RNA of Lycium ferocissimum, 1551 nucleotides long. RefSeq names its product probable pectinesterase/pectinesterase inhibitor 7. The record is from RefSeq and is a predicted model, not a curated record. The transcript is spliced from 2 exons. Gene Ontology annotation, biological process: cell wall modification. Gene Ontology annotation, molecular function: pectinesterase activity; pectinesterase inhibitor activity. Bases 199 to 984 code for a protein of 261 amino acids. NCBI's taxonomy places the organism in Eukaryota, Viridiplantae, Streptophyta, Magnoliopsida, Solanales, Solanaceae.